Molecule: messenger RNA, 804 nt
Organism: Talaromyces atroroseus
Lineage: Eukaryota; Fungi; Ascomycota; Eurotiomycetes; Eurotiales; Trichocomaceae
Exons: 3
Coding region: 1-804 (267 amino acids)
Cellular component (GO): membrane
Source: RefSeq, a predicted model, not a curated record
AUGGCCGCAAACACGCGAUACCAGCCCGCCCCUCAACGGGACUCGUUCGAAGAAGCUCAGUUCUCUCAGCCUCCGCCUUCAUACGACGCCACCGCAGAAACGCCGCGGACGGAGGAUGAUAAUGUCCCAGAUGAUUUCAAGUUCGGAGGAACCGUUGCGGAAGGAACACUUCCCAUUCGCAUGCAGUUUAUUCGCAAAGUGUAUUCCAUCUUGACUGUGCAGAUUCUCUUAACUACCGCACUUAGCGGAAUCUCUUUCUUCAGCGAUUCGUAUCGCACAUGGAUCCAAUCACACCCCUGGCUUAUCAUCGUAUCCCUCAUUGGCGCUAUUGGAUUCAUGUUCCUAACCUUUUGGAAACGCAAGAGCUACCCAGCUAACCUCCUCUUCCUAUCCGGCUUCACCGCGCUCGAAGCAUACUCGAUUAGCGUCGUAACCUCGUUCUACGAUGCGCGCAUUGUCGUGCAAGCACUAGUCAUCACGCUUGCCAUCUUCGUCGCCCUGACUGUUUUUGCAUGCCAAACCAAGUACGACUUUACACACUGGAUGCCUUACUUGUUUGGUGCACUGUGGCUGCUCGUUAUCUUCGGGUUCAUGGCUGCUUUCUUCCCUUAUAACAGCUCCGUGGAACUUGUCUAUGGUGGCGUGUCUGCCCUUAUUUUCUCCGCCUACGUCCUUGUCGACACGCAGUUGAUCAUGCGCCAUUAUCACGUCGAGGAGGAGAUUGCUGCUUCAAUCUCCUUAUAUCUGGAUAUCAUCAAUUUGUUCCUCAGUAUCCUACGUAUUCUGAACUCCCAGGACAACUAA